GUCACUUACAACUUUUCCUAUAGUUUCAUUGCCUGUGAACUCGUCUCACAGCGAGUUAAAUGUAACUUUCAUUAUCUAUUUGAUUAUUAUUGAAUUUUAAGACUGUGUAUGUAUAUGCAAGUGUGUUGUCCGAGCACAAGGACGUGUCAUCAUUAUGUGAAAACAACCGGAUCAGGUGGAAGGACAGGACCGCGAUAAAGCUUUUGGAUCUGUACCAUUCUCAUGAGGAAACAUCACGCGUCAAUCCUAGCAAUAAGAGUUUGUUGAUACGGUGUGACCAAUUUUAAACGGACAUGCUCGUCUUGGAAACCAUAAUAAAAUCAAAAAGACUUAUACGUUCAGAAACGACUUGAAGUUCAGAAAAUAAAACGAUCAAUUUCGCGUGGGAUUACAAACACAUGCGUGACAGAAAUUACGUAUACAUUUUGCAAAGAGGGAUACACAUAAUAAGUCAGGAAUCGUAUUUGUUACAGCUCGUCAUGGUGCCAUGAUUCGACGCGAUCUCACGUUCUAUAUCGGAUUCAGGAUGGGUGCAUGUCAGCAGGUUCUCGCGGUGUGCAUCUUGUUGCUGUGGUCUCUACAGCCCGCCGAUGGUCAGACUCAAGAAGUGGCCAUAUGUUCUGGUACCCAGAAUUCCCUGAGUGUGACGGGCAGCUCGGAGGUGCAGUACAACAUCAUGAAGGACAUGUACAAUGGGUGCGAGAUCGUCAUGGGCAACCUGGAGAUCACUCAUAUGGAGCACAGUCGAAACUUCUCCUUCCUGCAGUCUAUCCGAGAAGUGACAGGCUACAUCCUCAUCGCCAUUAACCAGUUCUCCCGCCUGCCACUGGACCAGCUGCGUGUGAUCAGAGGCACCACCCUCUACGAGGACCGCUACGCCCUGGUUGUGGUUGUCAACUACCAGAAGGAUGGGCAGUAUGGGCUGAGGGAGCUGGGCCUCACCCACCUGACUGAAAUUCUGGAAGGGGGUGUCCAGAUUUUAAGUAAUAAGUUUCUCCAAUACACAUCCCUGGUGAACUGGGCCGACAUUGUGAGGGACAGCACUGCCGAGAUCAAGAUUGAGGACAAUGGGCAGACAGGGGAGUGUCACGCAGACUGUGGGGGCCACUGCUGGGGGCCAAGGAAAGAUGACUGCCAGAUCUUGACAAAGACGGUGUGCGCUCCGCAGUGCAAUGGGCGCUGCUUUGGGACAAGCCCCAGCGACUGUUGCCAUAGUGAAUGUGCAGGGGGCUGCACUGGAGCCCAGGACACAGACUGCUUUGCGUGCAGUCACUUCAAUGAUUCAGGGGCCUGUGUGCCACAGUGUCCUCAGACCCUCAUCUACAACAAGCACACCUUCCAGCUGGAGCCCAACCCCAGUGCGAAGUACCAGUAUGGAUCCAUCUGUGUGUCCCAGUGUCCCACCAACUUUGUGGUGGAUGGUAGUUCAUGCGUAAGUGGGUGCCCCUCAGACAAGAAGGAGGUGGACAAGAAUGGCUUAAAGCAGUGCGAGCCUUGCGGGGGCCUGUGUCCCAAAGCUUGCAUAGGAACUGGCACUCCUCAGAGGCAGACAGUUGACUCCACAAACAUUGAAAGCUUCAUCAACUGCACCAAGAUCCAGGGCAGUCUGCACUUCCUCACCACGGGGAUCUCAGGUGACCCCUAUCACAAUAUCUCUGCACUGGACCCAGAGAAACUGAACGUUUUCCGCACGGUCCAGGAGAUUACAGAUAUCUUGAGUAUCCAGUCAUGGCCUAAAGAGCUGCCUGAUCUGUCAGUGUUCUCCAACCUCACAACCAUACAAGGCAGAACCCUGUACAAAGGAUUCAGCUCUAAAAGGGGCUUCUCCCUGCUGGUGAUGAAGCUGCCAUUCCUCACCUCCCUGGGGCUGCGCUCUCUGCGGGAGAUCAGCGAUGGCAGUGUCUACAUCAGUGGAAACAGGAGGCUAUGCUACCACCACACGGUCAACUGGACCCAGCUGUUCACCGGCGCGCGCACCCACCGACGCCAGGAUGCCCGGGACAUCAAGAAGAACCGGCCUGAGAGUGACUGUGUUUCGGAGGGCCAUGUGUGUGACCCCCUGUGCUCUGCCUCUGGGUGCUGGGGCCCUGGUCCGGAUCAGUGUCUGUCCUGCCAGAACUACAGCCGAGGGGGGAGCUGCGUCGCCCGGUGCAACUUUGACUCAGGGGAGCCACGGGAGUUUGCCGGGCCCAACAGAGAGUGUAUGGCCUGUCACCCUGAGUGUCAGAUACAGGAGGGGCAGCACAGCUGCACGGGACCGGGAGCGGAUGCGUGUGUGGCCUGUGCCAGCCUGCAGGAUGGACCCCACUGUGUGUCCUCAUGCCCAGAAGGUGUGAUGGGGGAAAAGGGGCUCAUCUUUAAAUACCCUAACACCAAGAAGCGCUGCGAGCCGUGCCAUGUCAACUGCACACAGGGCUGCUUAGGCCCAGGGCUUAAAGACUGUCUAGAAACACCCAGAGCUGUCUCCAGUCUGCCAGUAACGGGGAUUGUGCUGGGAGUGCUGGCAGGUGUGGUUGUGUGCUUCGCCCUCUUUGUCCUCACCAUGCUAUACCGCCGCAGCCUCGCCAUACGCCGCAAGAGAGCCAUGCGCAGAUACCUGGAGAGCGGGGAGAGCUUUGAGCCACUGGAUCCUGGGGAAAAGGGAUCGAAAGUUCACGCCCGAAUCCUGAAAGUAGCAGAGCUGCGUAAAAUCAAAGUCCUGGGCUCAGGUGUUUUUGGCACUGUGCAUAAGGGUGUGUGGAUUCCUGAAGGAGACACAGUGAAGAUCCCUGUGGCCAUUAAGACCAUCCAAGACCACACUGGCCGUCAGACCUUCACUGAGAUUACCGAUCACAUGCUGGCAAUGGGCAGUCUGGAUAACCCCUACAUCAUGCGGCUGUUAGGCAUCUGUCCAGGUGCCUCUCUGCAGCUAGUCACUCAGCUUAGCGUACAGGGGUCCUUGCUGGAACACAUCAGGCAGCGACGGGACAGCCUGGAUCCCCAGCGCCUGCUCAACUGGUGUGUGCAGAUUGCCAAGGGCAUGUUCUAUCUGGAGGAGCACCGCAUGAUCCACAGGAACCUGGCGGCACGCAAUGUGAUGCUGAAGAGUGACUACAUAGUCCAGGUCGCUGACUAUGGCAUCCCAGACCUGUUGUACCCUGAUGACAAAAAGUACUUCUAUAGUGAGGUCAAGACUCCAAUCAAAUGGAUGGCCUUGGAGAGUAUUUUGUUUCGCAGAUACACCCAUCAGAGUGAUGUGUGGAGCUAUGGAGUGACAGUGUGGGAGAUGAUGUCAUUUGGAGCAGAGCCCUAUGCAACAAUGCGUCCCCAGGAGGUUCCUGACCUGCUGGAGAAAGGGGAGCGCCUGUCCCAGCCACAAAUCUGCACCAUCGAUGUCUACAUGGUCAUGGUUAAGUGCUGGAUGAUUGAUGAAAAUGUUCGGCCCACCUUCAAGGAAUUGGCCAAUGAGUUCACUCGGAUGGCAAGAGACCCAGCCCGGUAUCUUGUUAUAAAGCAGGAUGACAGCAGCCAGCUAGAGGUUAACCCAGAUGAGCCUCAUCAGCGGGGGGAGGAGCUGGCUGAUUUGGGGGUAGGGCUAGAGGACCAAGAGCAAGAGGAGCUGGACAGUGACAUGGACCUGUCUCCAUCCAGGAGUCAAGCUCGAAUACGCCUAGAUUCUCACAGGAGUGUGUCAAGUCAGUGUGGUCUGGCUGGUUACCUCCCGAUGACCCCAGGCCAAGGAGACCAAUCCCGCCAGCUUCGGUUGCCCCGUUCCCGGCUCAACUCAGCGCGGACAUUGUCGGAAAGCUCGGAGGGCCGGGGCACAGUGCUGGAGCAGGAGAUGAGCGAGGACCUCUCAUUGGCAGGCAGCCUGCACAGGAGGAGGGGCCGAGAGGACAGUGCUUACCUCUCCCAGCGCGUCAGCCUGUCCAGUCCCCCGGAGGCAGCCCCCCCCCUCGGCGAGGGACAAGGGGACUGCAGCGAAUAUGUGCUGCCCGGAGACAGAGAGGGUCCUGUGUUGCUCCUAGCCCCACAAAACUUCCUCUUCCCACCCACACUGGCAGAACAGUUGGGAGAUGAGGAUCAUUCUUCUGAAGAAUAUGAGUAUAUGAACAAACAGACAUGUCUCCCACUACAUUUGCCCAGACACCUCUCUGAUCUGUCUGAGGUCAGGGCUCGGAGACCAAGGACCACCAGCAAGAAGGCCUCUCCUCUACCCUCCCCAAAAUACACCGCGACACUCUGCCAAGCAGAGGAAGCCACGGAGGAGGACCACAGGGUGCAGCUCCCCAGUGACUGCGAUGCCACUGAGCUGCCUAAAGUGAGUGUGUCGGGAGAGCAGCAGGGCACAGCAGACAGCGAUGCUGAGAGUCUGUCACUGGCAACGGAUGAGGAAAGCAGAAAGGAGAAGCCGGUGGAAGUGGCACCCCCUAGUGGUGGUCAAGCAGAGAGUGAGGAAGAGCUUGGUUGCAGCCAGAAGCAGGGGGGUGUGGAGUACGAGUAUAUGGACUUCUGCAGCAGCUCCAGCAGGAGUGCAAGCUCUGGCUCCAAGGGCAACACCCCACAGGACAGAGAGGAGGAAGAGGGGGAGGGGCGAGACAGGCUGAGAGCCGAGGAAGAGUACCAGUACAUGAACAAGCAGCCCAGGCUGAGGCAGAUGCUGCGAGGUAGGGUGGGGCCUGCACCGCGGACCUCAGGCGAAGGGGGAGGGAAGGGGGAUGCGUACGAGUACGAGGAGAUGGACUCACUGGCCAUGGUGGACCCCGGGCUAGGAGAACGCAUUGAGUACCAGAACCUGGAGGGGGAGGACAGGGGGACGAUGCCCCGGGCAGGAGAGGGCCAACGCCGGGGGGUGAGUGGGUGUGUGAAAGUGCAUUCUGGGGUGGGCAAGGCAGCGGACAGGUCUUUUGACAACCCGGACUACUGGCACAGCAGGAUGUUCCUCAAAUCAGAUGCUGUGUGCACGUAAGGACAGAGAGAGGCACGGUGCCAAGCAAUCAGGCUUUCCCUGUGUGGGCAAGCAGGUUAUUCACUCCAUUAAUCAGUUGUCUCACUAGUCUAUGCUCUGGAUAGGCUUUAGGCAUCUGCAGUUGUGUCAGCGCUGCCAUUGGAAUGAAUGAAGGAGCACAUCGCUGUUGCCAGAUUUUAGUGGUGCAGUUGCCAUUCAUUCUUAAGUGUGUUUCAUGUUUACACAAUUUACAGGGUUUCAUUUGCACAGUGUGUGGGAUUUCUGAGUGCCUUCAUGAAGUGUAUUGGCAAGGAAGGAAGAAAAGUUGGGUGUACCAACAAAAUGCAAAUAAGGUGCAAUUAAAAUGGCCAGUGGAUAAGGAUUAAACACUUUCUUAAGAGAACAAAUUAUGCUAUGUUUUGUAAUUGAGUUUUUGGGGUAUUUUUAUGUAUC
Molecule: messenger RNA, 5380 nt
Organism: Megalops cyprinoides (Indo-Pacific tarpon)
Lineage: Eukaryota; Metazoa; Chordata; Actinopteri; Elopiformes; Megalopidae
Product: receptor tyrosine-protein kinase erbB-3-like
Exons: 29
Coding region: 488-4948 (1486 amino acids)
Biological process (GO): positive regulation of cell population proliferation; protein phosphorylation; multicellular organism development
Cellular component (GO): signaling receptor complex; basal plasma membrane
Molecular function (GO): protein kinase activity; neuregulin binding; neuregulin receptor activity
Source: RefSeq, a predicted model, not a curated record